Molecule: messenger RNA, 2330 nt
Organism: Melozone crissalis (California towhee)
Lineage: Eukaryota; Metazoa; Chordata; Aves; Passeriformes; Passerellidae
Gene: AOC1
Product: amine oxidase copper containing 1
Exons: 5
Coding region: 45-2309 (754 amino acids)
Biological process (GO): amine metabolic process; response to antibiotic
Cellular component (GO): plasma membrane
Molecular function (GO): primary methylamine oxidase activity; copper ion binding; diamine oxidase activity
Source: RefSeq, a predicted model, not a curated record
GGACCGGGGUCGGUACCGGGGGUCCCUCCCGCGCCCCCCCGGCGAUGCGGCGGAGAGAGCGAAGGAUGUGGCUGCCGGGGCUCCCCUGGGCUCUGGCCCUGCUGCUCACCGCGGCCGCCUCCGGCCCCUCGGCGGAGCCCGCGGACCCCGCGUCCAUCUUCGCCGACCUGUCCCCGGCGGAGCUGCGGGCCGUGCGCGCCUUCCUGAUGGAGCGGCCGGAGCUGGGGCUGUCCCCGAGCCGGGGGGGCCCCCUGGCCAAGAACUCGCUGUUCCUGGUGGAGCUGCUGCCGCCGCCCAAGCGCUCGGCGCUGCGCUUCCUGGAGCACGGCGGGGCGCGCCCGCGGCGCGAGGCCCGGGCCGUCAUCUUCUUCGGGGCGCAGGCGGAGCCCAACGUGACCGAGCUGGCCGUGGGGCCGCUGCCGCGCCCCGCCUCCUACCGGGCGCUGCCGCCGCGGGGCGGCCGGGCCGUGCCCUUCUGGGCGCGCCCCAUGACCCGCCUGGAGUACGAGCUGCUGCACCGGGCGCUGGUGGCCGCGCUGGCCCCGCUGGAGCCGCUGCUGCGCGAGGCCACCGGCUUCGGCUUCCAGAACUGCUCGGAGCGCUGCCUGACCUUCUCGGAUGUGGCCCCGCGCGGGCUGGGCCCCGGCGAGCGCCGCACGUGGCUGGUGAUCCAGCGCUUCGUCGAGGGCUUCUUCCUGCACCCCGCGGGGCUGGAGGUGCUGCUGGACCACCGGGACCGCGACCCGCGGCGCUGGGCCGUGCUGCGGCUCUGGUACAACGGGCGCUACUUCGGCAGCGUGCGGGAGCUGGCCGAGAGCCACGCGCGGGGCGCGCUGCCCCUGGCCCGCCUGCCCGAGCCCCCCGCCCGCCAGCUCUUCUCCAGCUACGAGCCCCGCGGGCGCUUCUCCGCCGGGACGCCCACGGACGCGCACGGCGCCAAGGUGUGCGAGCCGCAGGGCCGGCGCUACCGCCUGCGCGGCAACCGGCUGGAGUACGGCGGCUGGAGCCUGGCCUUCCGCCUGCGCUCCUCGGCCGGCCUGCAGCUCUUCGACGUGCGCUUCGACGGCGAGCGCGUGGCCUACGAGCUGAGCGUGCAGGAGGCCGUCGCCUUCUACGGCGGCCACUCGCCCGCCGCCAUGCAGACCAAGUACAUGGACGCGGGCUGGGCCAUGGGCGCCUCCAGCUACGAGCUGGCCCGCGGCGUGGACUGCCCCGAGACCGCGGCCUUCCUGGACGCCCACCACCUGCUGGACGCCGACGGGCCCGUGCGCUUCCGCCGCGCCCUGUGCGUGUUCGAGCUGCCCACGGGCGUGCCCCUGCGCCGCCACUUCGACAGCGACUUCCAGGGCGGCUUCCACUUCUACGCGGGGCUGGAGGGGCGGGCGCUGGUGCUCAGGACCACCUCCACCGUCUACAACUACGACUACAUCUGGGACUUCCUGCUCUACCCCAACGGCGUGCUGGAGAGCAAGGUGCACGCCACCGGCUACAUCCACGCCACCUUCUACACGCCCGAGGGCCGGCGCUACGGCAGCCGCGUGCACAGCCACCUCCUGGGCAACGUCCACACGCACCUGGUGCACUACAAGGUGGACCUGGAUGUCGCAGGCUCCGGGAACAGCUUCGAGACGAUGGACAUCCGCUUCGAGAACAUCUCGAGCCCCUGGAGCGCGGGCGCGCGCGUGGUGCAGCCGUGGCUGCACCGGGAGCCGCGGCGGCGGGAGCGCGAGGCCGCGCUGCCGCUGCACCGGCCCGCGCCGCGCUACCUGCUCUUCUCCAACCCGCGCCGGCGGAACCGCUGGGGCCACCGCCGCACCUUCCGCCUGCAGCUCAGCUCGCACGCCGGGCCCGUGCUGCCCCGCGGCUGGCAGGAGGAGCGCGGCGUCACCUGGGCCAGGUACCACCUGGCCGUGACACGGCGCCACGAGAACGAGCCCAGCAGCAGCAGCAUCUACACCCAGAACAACCCCUGGGACCCGCCGGUCACCUUCGAGAGCUUCAUCCGUGACAACGAGACCAUCGAGGACCAGGACCUGGUGGCCUGGGUGACCGUGGGCUUCCUGCACGUGCCCCACGCCGAGGACAUCCCCAACACGGCCACCCCCGGCAACGCCGUCGGCUUCUUCCUGCGCCCCUUCAACUUCUUCGGCGAGGACCCGUCGGUGGCGUCGCGGGCGCCGGUGAUCGUGCGGCCCCUGGACCCGCCCGCCUGCUCCCGCCUGCACAUCCAGCGCUGGACCCCGGCCAGCCCCGGGCCCUGCGUGGACCCCGAGCCCUUCACCUACAACGGCACCUACCGCGAGGUGUGACAGGACAGGGACAGGGGACAC